UUUUUGUUGAGGUGGUAAAUGGGAAUUUGAAAUUGAAAUUUUCCCUCUCUUCAACCUCUGUGACAUACUCCAUUGAUUGAAGGUGCCAAUGCCAUCAAAUUUCGAAGCUUAAACCAGAAAUCGCAAUGGAGAAGAGGCUUCGCUCAUCUCUACAAUCCUCACCGCAAGAGUUUCUCUCCCUCGCCACAACGCUACCCCUCAAAUCUUCCAAACCCUCUCUCAAAACCCUAAUCCACUCCAUCAAACCCUCCUCCACCGCCUCCUCCGACCUCCCUCCCUCCCUCUGCGACUCCAUCGCCGCCUCCGUCCAAUCCUUCCACAACCUUCGUGACAACAACCCCUCAACCCCUCCCACCAAGCGCCUCCGCCGCUCUUCCCGCCAUUCCAAAACCCCCUCCAAACCCCACCCCGACGAGAAGGACGAGAAGCAGAAGCUUCUCGAGCGUCUCGAGAUUCUCGCCAACAUCGCGCUGCUGUGCGUUUCGCACCCUGGGAAAGCGUUCUCCCCGUCAGAUCUUCUCCCUGGUGUGCAGGCGCUGCACAAUAAUUUGAUCGUGUUUGAAUCGGAUUUGGCUUUGUCUUCGGUGAUCGAGGGCUUGUGUGAAGAAUGGUGGAAGGAGAAUUUGCCUGAUCGGGAGACGUUGAUUUCCCAGACUUUACCUUUUCUGCUCUCUAGGUCGCUGACGCUGAAGAAGAAGGUGGAUGUGCAUAGGGUUUGUGUGCUUCGGGAAGCGUUUGCGCUUUUCGAUUUUGAGGACGAGAGCAUUGAGGAUUUGAGGCUGUUGCUGGUUCGGUCUGUGAUUUCGCCCUUGUAUCUGAAAACAGAAGACGGGAGGCGGUUCCUGUCGUUUAUCUUUGGGUUGAGCAGUCAGCUUGGGAAGGAAAUGUUGGCGAUGAUUCGUUCCCAGAUACCAUUUGGGAGGAAAUCAAUGCUGGAGGCAUACGGGGAUAUUCUGUUUCGGGCAUGGAAAGCUGCACCCGAGGAUUCGAGGGUUGAGUUUGAGAAUGGGUUCUUGCAGGAUUUGAUUGAGGGUGCCAUACAUGCUUGUUCUGGAGCUUUUGCUUCGUAUAUUAGGAGGGUUUUUGGAGCUUUUAUUAACCAGAGGACCACCGAUGGGGUAGAGAAACUACUCUAUCGACUUGCCGAGCCUAUCAUAUUUAGGUCUUUGCAGGUUGCAAACUCAAAUGUUCGUCAGAAUGCUUUGCAUUUACUUCUGGACAUGUUCCCCCUUGAAGACCCUGAUGCCACAAAGGAGGAAAAGGAUAUUUUGCUUGAUAAACAGUUCUUUUUGUUAGAAAGGUUGCUAACGGAUGAUUGUCCAGAAGUGAGAACAAUUGCUGUUGAGGGUUCAUGCAGAGUCCUUCAUCUAUUUUGGGAAAUCAUUCCUUCACCAAUCAUAACAAAGAUACUUACAAAACUUUUUGAUGACAUGUCUAAAGAUGCAUGCAAUGAGGUUAGGCUUUCUAUGUUGAAGGGCAUCAUUUAUUUGCUUGACAAUCCACACUCUCAUGAAAUCCUUAAGGUGCUCUUACCAAGACUGGGGCACCUGAUGGUGGACAAUGCUCUCACAGUAAGAGUUGCUGCAGCAGAUCUCUUACUCCAUCUAAAGGAUGUCAGAAAUUAUCAGUUCAACAAGGUGGUGGAUCUAGAUUUGCUUUUGUCUUUGCUUGCUAAUGAUCAACCUCCUGUGGCUCAGAAGAUAACAAAAUUGCUUAUGCCUUCAUACUUUCCCUCCAAAGUACCCAUGGAGGAGGCAUGUAAUCGCUGCAUUACACUUGUAAGAAGGGCUCCAAUGGCUGGUGCAAGAUUUUGCCAGUUUGCCAUCUUGGAAGGAGCAUCUAAAACUCAUCUUUUGGAAUUGGUCAAAGUACUCCUGAGUUUGGUUCUGUCAAUGGAUAACAUGGAAGAAAAUCAGAUUGAGGGUUUUCUUGUUGCUGCUAGCUACCUCUGUGAUAACUUAGCCUGUGAGCCAAGCUAUAUAAAUGGUCUCAAGGAGUUACUUACUGCAGAGAAAGUGAAAGGCUUACUAACAGUAGUUUCUUCUAAAGCACAAGCUCAGUCUUCUUUAUUCAACAUUCUCUCCAUUGUCUGUCCAAAUGAUGUUAAUGAACUUCUUGAGAAAUGCUUGGCGGUCGUCACAAAUUGCAGCGGUUUACCUGAAGAUGUUGAUCGCCAUUCUGAAAUGAGAUCUUCACAUAAGUUGUUGCUUUCAUUGGGUGGUUUUGAUGAGAUGUUUGAAUCCUUAACAGCCCUCUUGCAUAAGGCUGCCUAUCGUUGUCACUUUAAAUUUGGCACAGACAUGCCAUCACAUAGUGUUUCAUUUGGUACGAGUAAGAAAUCAAAAUCCUCUGGAAAAUCUUCGAUGAAGUCAAAGAUAAUUAACAAAAAGCAAUCUUUUGAGGAUGAUUAUUUACUAGCUGUUGGGGCAGCGUGGCAAGUCAGAGAUUUGUUUCUGCAUGACGAUACCAGAAAAGCUAUCUUGAGAUCUCAACCUUUAGAAAUGUUGUUUUUUUCUCUUAAGGUGGUUUCUGAGGUCAGCAUUGUGCAUUCAGGACACUAUGAAUAUAUGGAUAUAUCACCUGUUCUGGCAUACAUCACCCUUGCUUUGCAAAUGGCUGUUGACAAUGUUGACACAGGUAGUAUAAAGAAUCAUGGUUCAACGAGGAAGAAACAUAAGGUUGAUUCUUCUGCAUUGCUUUCAGAGACUGUCUUGCAGCUGACAAUAGAGCACAUGCUCAGCUGUUUAGAAAAACUAUUUGGAGCAGAUAAUAUCAUACAAGAUCACAAUGAGGAUCCAGAUAACUUGCAGUCAACCAAUGGGAAAAAUAAAACUUCUGCAAAAAGGAGAAAGUUAUCUGCUACAAAUGCGUGUCACCGAAGUAGUGGUGGAUCUGAGUUCAAAGAACCCCAACUAGUAUUCUGUAAGGUGAAGAUGCUUACUGCUGUUCUCAAGUUCAUGGCUGAUACCACUGCGAUGUGCUUUGCUCCUGACAAUCAUGGAUUAUUCUUGGAUUACACAUCAAGGUGCGUACACGAUAUGGUGUCUUCAUUGGACCGGCUAUCUCAUAGCCAAAUUCAACUGAGGGAAGAGGAUAAAAAAAAGAAUAUAUUGUGCCUGAAAAGCUCUUUUACCUAUGCUGCAAAAAUACUCAAUAUGAUACUCACAGAUUCUAGUGGAUCCUCCACAACUCCACCACAAGCUUUUACUCUAGCCAAUAACUUGCUUGAUUUAAUCAUUUCAAUUGAAUCAUACAUGGGCUCUGGAUAUGCAUCACGUCUUGUUGCAGCAGCAAAGCCUUGGCUGCCAGAUGUGGUUCUGGCAUUAGGAUCUGCAAGUAUUCUACAAGAUCCUGACAUUGGUAGGGAACAUUUAACUCCAUCUGAACAAAUGAAGCAGCAGUUUCCAAAAUGGCCCUUGAUUGUAGCCCAGACCGAGCUCUCUGGACCAAAUGAAGCUGAAGAAAAUGAUGAAAGUCCUCAACAGGAGAAAUUCUCUGCAUUCAAUAAACUUCUGGGAAUGCUGAUUGUAUUACUGAAAAAGAAUCCCGAUAUAAUGGAUGCAGUUGGUGUUAUUUUCCUGGGUUCUUCACUUGUUGGGCUAGAACAAAAGGACUCUGGGCUUGCAUUAGGACUCUUGCAGUUUGUGUGUUCAAAGUUGUUUAAAGAUGAUGACAAGAAUUGGGGUGACAUGAUGCUGUCUUCUCUAGAAGAAAUCUAUCAUAAGAUAGAGAGGGAAAUAGCAGAAGAAAAUGACGAUGAUAAACUGGGGAAAUUACUCCGUGCAAAGGAGUUGCUCGAACCUCUUUGGACAUAUCAUCUAUAUGAAACUGGAAGGUUCACCAUGACUGAUGACUAGAAAGAGUU
Molecule: messenger RNA, 3865 nt
Organism: Lotus japonicus
Lineage: Eukaryota; Viridiplantae; Streptophyta; Magnoliopsida; Fabales; Fabaceae
Exons: 5
Coding region: 126-3857 (1243 amino acids)
Biological process (GO): mitotic sister chromatid segregation
Cellular component (GO): condensin complex; nucleus
Source: RefSeq, a predicted model, not a curated record